This is a messenger RNA of Strongylus vulgaris, 762 nucleotides long. NCBI's taxonomy places the organism in Eukaryota, Metazoa, Nematoda, Chromadorea, Rhabditida, Strongylidae. The record is from the annotation of a GenBank genome assembly.
AUGUAUGUUCAGUAUGCAACAGGUUCUGUUACCGAUUUUUUGAUUUCCACAACUAGUUGUCCUCCUCCACAUUAUCUAAUUGGACCAAAAUUGUUUGUACAGGUGUCCGUAACGAAAAAGAUUACCACUGAUCCUGAUGAAUCGGAAGAUUAUGCUACUGAAGCUAGCAAUGUUCUUCCAUUUGCCGAUCACGAUCUCUUCAACAACCUCAUGGGUGAGGCGAAGUCCCUCAAUCCGAAUGCCAAUGCGGUUUUUGAUGUGCACUGCACUUAUUCUCUUUCGGACUCAAUGCUGGUUUCUGUUGUCACUGGUAUAUUAGUGCGCCUGACGUGUUUACCGCGAGAUGUGUCCGUCUCGCCGUCCCUAUCAAAUGUGCUUUCAUUCACCAAUUUACAACGUUACAAUGACGCAAGGCGGUUCUCAUGGGGAACUGUCAGAGAAGCCAUCCGGUUCAAGCCAUCGGUAACACCAGGAAUUGGUUUGAAAAUUCUCAAUUUGAAGUCAGUUAUCCCAUCCAGAACUCGUUGGCAUCUGCUCAAACAAUUUGAUUAUAGACCGCCAAACUCUGAGCUUGACGAAUCAACGGUUUCAAAGAGUCGCCUUCGGCUAAAUACCUUUGUAGAGAAAAUUCGACGACGUCAACAUGAAAAGGAAUACGUUACUCAUAUGGUUUUCGAACGGCAUUUGAGCGCUUCCAUCGGUCUCCUGGACCCGACUACGGCUUCUAACAGCAAUUCGGUACGAAAUUGCCUAUUAUUCUAG